CUUAUUUACUUAAGCACUUUCUUUAAACAAACGUUGCCGUGCUCAAGGUUAUUCCCAGUCACACAUUCAAAGGGGCGGGUGCCACACAUGUGGGUGCCAAAUGUGGGUGUAUAAGAGGCUGCACUCGAGAGCUUAUUCCAUUGAUUCAGGCUGAAGACAAGACAGGAAGCAACACAGUAGUCUGUUCCCAGCGACUCAUCAACCCCCGGCUGCAGCAGUGCAGGAUUUUUCUACAGAAAGUCAUAAAGUUGUGUGUAAUGGAGACAGAGUUAUCAAGCUAGAGAGGAUCAUACUGAGAGUGUUCAGCUGCUACUGAAGUCUUGGUGCAGCCACAGGCAGAACAGAGAAGCGAAUAACAUCGGCACAGACUUUUCUCUAUCCCUUAUUCAUUGGCACAAGGAGAGAACAUGAGGAAGAGACGACCUGCAUUAUUGUAUCUCUAUUGCCCUUCUCUGGGCAUCACACGCAUUCUAAUCAGAUGUAACAAAAGAAAACAAAUUCUCAAGGUGCCUGUGCAGGAAACCAGACUAGAGAACAUAGAGAACAAAGCAGACCUUCCUCUCAGCAUCCCAGAGACCAGCAUUGCACCUCAAAAAAAUGAUCAUGACAACACCAUGGUGGACACAAAAAUCACAGAAGCUGCUCAAGAGGAUCCAACAGAAAAGGAGAAUAUUAAGAAGGAGACAGUAGCACAGCCAACGGAAAUGCAGUCUGAGGCCCAGGAGGAAGAGUUUGGAUCAGAGGAUGGAAUCUCAACAUCAUCUUCACCAGAAACUAACACAACUCAUGAGCCUUCAAAAUGGGAUGAAGGAAGAAAGAAGCCAAAACAAAAGAUGAGAAAGAGAAAGAAGAAGCAGAGCUCGAUGAAGGAGCUGAGAGAGACCAAGGUUCCUCCAUCACAUUCUAUAGACCAAAUCAUGGGCACGUUACUUAUGAAGAUGAUACAACUGCUGAAACCAGGAGCCGUGGUUGCUUGGAUUGGCAUAUUUUGCUUCCUACUCAUCGGUGUUACCCCUUCAAGUGGAUUACAAGAGAAUUUUCUGCAGGAGACACAAACCACUACCAUAAACCCACAAGUGACUCAGUCUUCUCCUGGGAAUUGCCGGCAGUACUUAUUCUGUGUCAGUGAGGGAAAACUGUGGAAUCAGCCUCUCUCCAUCAAAGUAGGCACUGAGAGAGAAUAUUGUAAAUUCCAAAUGACAAUCCCUAAUUCUACUGCAAACUGCACCCAGAACUCCACUGUGAGGCUCACUAAUGACACUUGUUUGCUCUUGGACACAAUCGACUUGGAACGUACCAUCUUGUUUUUGGAAUAUGGUGAAGGGAGACAUGGGAAGUCUGUAUAUGGCACUAACUUUACAGGGUCUUGCAGGAAGAUGUUGGAAGAUGUUGGUGCUGAUGAGAAUGAUAACAAGAAUAAGACAGAUGAUAGCAGCACAACUCAUACUCUAUUGAUCGCCAUAUUGACGCCAGUAGGAGCAGUCACCUUGAUCGGGGUGUUAUACUUUGGAUAUAAGAAAUGCAUUAAAAGCAGGAACCAAUCACAAGGCUCCUCUAAGCGUGUGGAACGCUCUGAGUAUAAGAGAAAUGGACACGUACCCACUGAGAACAUUGAAAUGGGAGGCCAAGGAGAAGAGAGAGGCAAGGAGAAGAAGGAAGAGAAGUUAGGCUCAUUUACAAAUGCAAAUCUAAAGUGAUGAAAUGGAUGCACAACCUUGCACACUUGGCUGCUAUUCACUACAGUCCUUUGCUUCUAUACACACUGCUUACAAUCUGCACACAGCACUGAUGCACCAUGCUGAUGGACUGAGUACAGGCCGGGUAUAGGGGCCUAAAUAUAGGGAAGCUCUGGAAUUAGCAACUGUUUUAGGACUUCUUACUUCCAAGGUUCACGUAGAGUGUUGCUCCAAUGCAACUGACUUGACUUGAUUUACACACUAACCCAAUUACUGAUACCGAUUAAAGGAGAACUAAAGCUUAAUUAAAGAAGUAGGUAGAAAUGUUGAACAUGAUGUUUUGUGCUCCUGUACCAGUCCAAGGCAACCACAGCCCUUUAGCAGUAAAGAUCU
Xenopus laevis (African clawed frog) is the source of this 2069-nucleotide messenger RNA. RefSeq lists its product as uncharacterized. The transcript is spliced from 10 exons. Bases 408 to 1697 code for a protein of 429 amino acids. Lineage: Eukaryota; Metazoa; Chordata; Amphibia; Anura; Pipidae. The record is from RefSeq and is a predicted model, not a curated record.